AUGAGUAAGGAAAUAAAUUGGAGAUUUGCUCCUCACCUACUGCCAAUGUUUGCUGAAAUUUUUGCUUAUAAUUGGUUUGGAGAAAAAAUUAAAACGAAGGCGUCUCUUCUCCAUCACACACUUCUCAAUUUUGAUUGGACAAAUUUACACAUGAAAGACAAGAAAAACUACUACAUUAUAGUCACUUACAUGAAAAAACAAUUUGGUGUGAAAACAGCUAUUGGCAAUGAUUUAUCACUGAUCACAAUGACUGCGGUUUUAAAGGUAAUUUAUCAGGCUUUCACUGUUUUACAAACCAUGGAUAAAUAA
This is a messenger RNA of Danaus chrysippus (African queen), 309 nucleotides long. The record is from the annotation of a GenBank genome assembly. Lineage: Eukaryota; Metazoa; Arthropoda; Insecta; Lepidoptera; Nymphalidae.